GAAUAGCUUCGAAAUUAUAAAAGUUCAAAAUGGGGAUUUAUUAGAGGUCAAUUUUCUCGUAUUUUAUAAGUAUUUUUGUCAAAACACGCUGCACAGGGAAGUAUUUGCAUCUACAGAGCAUGUUAAGAUACUUAGAAAAGGCUGUUAAAACGGAUGCUGUUUCAUCAAGGAACAAACAUACAAAAGAACAUACAGGGUUAUCUGAAUAAUAAGGCCAUGAAUACAGCCCAGGAUGUCGUUCGAUGCGAUCUUUGUACAGAUGUUGUACAACAUUAUUGCAAAAGUUGUCACGUUAACCUUUGUGGAAACUGUAGGAACAAACACAAUGACAAAAACACAUUAACAAAGCAUGAAAUUGUCCCAUUCACUUCCCAGCAUCUGAAACAGGAAUAUAAGGUACAGAAAUGCGAGGAUCAUCCAAAACAAGAGAAGGAUCUCUACUGCCAAGACUGUAACGUUCCAAUCUGCUCACGGUGUCUAACCGGAAAUCACAAAAGACACGGGGCAGUGGAUUUGGAGGAAAUAUGUAAAAUAACUCGAAACUCCGUCACAGAAGAUUUAAAAGAGUUAUAUCACUUUGAGAGAGAGUAUUCAAAAAUUGUGAAAGAUAUGGAAAGGAUGGUUAUAUCAUACAAGGAUCAUUGCGAUAAAGAAAAUGGCUCUCUAGAGAAAUUAGGACAAGUCUGGCACAAAAUCAUUGAUAAUGCAAUUGAAAAAAUCGAAAAUCAACUUGCCGACAUGAUCAAACAAGACCUGCAGAUUUUGCAAGACAACGUAGAGAAAAUACAAUCUUCAUAUCAGAGAGUGAAACAAUGCAUCGAGAGAAAUGAAUACAUUCUUAAAGAAGAAAACUCCUUUCAGAUGCUCGAUUACAAGUCAGACGUAGAGGAAUUACGACUUGUUCCAUCCAGGAAAGAAGUCAGCCCCCCAACACUGAUAUUCCCAGACACCAGGAAAGAGACAAUCAUUGAGCAAAUUGUGUCUCUCAGGUCAUCUUUUCAAUCUUCUCUUCCAGAUAUUACAAUAACCAAAACGGGCGAUGUUUCAAUGGUAUCGACCCGUGUAUUAGUUGAGAAUCCAGCACUCAUUUCAGUUAUGUUCACAUAUAGCAAAAAAUUGAAAGGAAUCCGCUGCGAGUCUGAUGACAAGGUUUGGAUUUAUGGAGAUGAUGAAAAGAUUAGACAGCUAGACAAAUCGGGUUCUACGUUACAAUGCUUCAAUGCUGUGUCUGGAAACAGUCAGAAGGAUAUAGCUUUGAGUAAAGAUGGUCAUAUUGCAUUUUCUCACAAAGUUAACGAGUGUAUUUAUCUUGUAAAGAAAAAUGGAUUUGAGAAGUAUGUCGAUAUGGCUGGCUGGAUUCCAUAUGGCCUUAUGUUCAAUUCAGACGGAGAGUUGAUGGUCUGUAUGCGACGUAAUGAUUAUACAGAAAGUAAAGUGGGUUUUUUCACCAAAGGAAAAUUAAACCAAGAAUUCCAAUUUGAUGAAACUGGGAAACCAUUAUUUUCUAUCAGCCGAAACAAUAUGUAUAUUUGUGAAAACGGAAAUGGUGACAUAUGUGUUUCUGACUGGAACGCAUGCGCUGUGAUUUCAAUGAAAAAGUCUGGAGAAUUUCGCUUUCGCUAUGCAGGAAAUCGGUCUUGUAGCUUCAAAGAGUUCUAUCCCCACGGAAUCGCAACGGACAGUUACUGUCGUAUCUUGGUCGUAGAUCGAGAUAAUAACUGCGUUCAUGUAACCGACAGAAACGGAAAGUUCUUACGAUACAUCACGUGUGGUUUGGAGGAUCCGUUUGUUUUGAGCUUGGAUGAAAACGAAAAUCUUUGGGUCGGAGAAUGUGACAACAACUGCAUCAAAAUCAUCAAAUAUCUUGAGUGACUUGAAAAGAAGAAGUCUUUGUUUCUUUUUUGACUAAACAAUUUUGAUAUAGCAAUACGAUUACAUAUUUAUAUCCUAUCUUGCUAUGACUUUAAGGGUUUUUGCAUCCCUGAUACAAACAAUGGCAUGCGCUUGUAACACAUUCUCUGUAUCAUCGCACUUUAUCUCACUUUUCCAAAACAUCUCGGAUCAUUUUCUUUUUUGUGGUGCAUAUCUGCAAUCAAAAAAAGAACAUCAUGAAAUUUAUCAUACCUUUCAUAAAGAUCAUGGAUCAGGCCUUGACAUAAACAUUUCACCC
Molecule: messenger RNA, 2170 nt
Organism: Magallana angulata
Lineage: Eukaryota; Metazoa; Mollusca; Bivalvia; Ostreida; Ostreidae
Product: E3 ubiquitin-protein ligase TRIM36-like
Exons: 2
Coding region: 154-1872 (572 amino acids)
Biological process (GO): positive regulation of DNA-templated transcription
Cellular component (GO): nucleoplasm; chromatin
Molecular function (GO): ubiquitin-protein transferase activity; protein binding; zinc ion binding
Source: RefSeq, a predicted model, not a curated record